AUGGCGGACUCUCUCAACCCGCCCCUCUCAUACGAGGCGUCGGCCACCACGACUCACCCUCUGCUUGGAACAACUCCUCCUCCAGAGGUGAUCUCCUGUCUCAAGAACUCCAGAUUUCUUCAUCUCGCAACAAGCGAUGGCCUCACUCCGCACAUCUCCCUCAUGUCCUACACCUACCUGCCCUCGACCCCAUUCGACCCGAACCCUACAAUCAUCAUGACCACCAACUCCUCAUCCCGCAAGACCAACCAUCUCAUGACCAACCCGCGGGUUUCUCUUCUGGUUCACGAUUGGGUGUCCCACCGCCCGCCUACCCGCGCCCCCAACCCCAGUGGGCAGCGUGACGGUUCGCCACCGCCAGCCGCAACUCGAUCGUCCCUCGCUAGUCUCCUUCUCAACCUGAACACGAGCGCACUCUCCAGUAUCUCAACAACCAUCACUGGUACCGCCCGCUUUCUGGAAGCCGGCUCGGAGGAGGAGGCCUGGUGCAAGGAGAGGCAUUUGGAGAAUAACACCUUUGAGGAGGAGAUUGGCACAUUCGGGCAACAGCAGCAGGCUGCCGGCCAGCGUAGGCCCAGUCUAUCGAUCGAUGAUGAUGUGCGGGUGGUAACGGUCAGAGUACACGAAGGUCGCAUUGCGGACUGGAAGGGUUGCGUUAGGGAUUGGCAGUUGGUCUCUGAGGGCGAGGAUCAGCCCAGGGAAAAUCUCGUUAAUGGGACGGUCACUCCAUAG
Messenger RNA from Aspergillus clavatus NRRL 1, 732 nucleotides. RefSeq names its product pyridoxamine 5'-phosphate oxidase family protein. The transcript has 2 exons. Lineage: Eukaryota; Fungi; Ascomycota; Eurotiomycetes; Eurotiales; Aspergillaceae. Bases 1 to 732 code for a protein of 243 amino acids. The record is from RefSeq and is a predicted model, not a curated record. Gene Ontology annotation, cellular component: nucleus; cytoplasm.